UUUUUCUACCUCCUGGCGCCUCGCGUGUAUCGGCAGUUCCAGCUCUCCGGAAUGCGCUAAUCAUAGAAUUUAUCCAGUAAACUCCACGCCCAGUAACGGAUGCACGCACAAAUUUAAUCCACCGUCGAACGGAUGUUCAUCCAUGGUGAAUCCCGCGUGCAUCUCCAAUAACAUGGCAGGGAACUGCGUGUGUUGUGAGUCCAGCAGCAACUGCUUACAUUCUCCGGCCUCUAACUGCACCUCGGCCCUGCAACAGCUGUCUAAGCGUCUGCUGUCGCUGCUUCUGACGGCUGGGGUGCUGCUGGGGCUGCGACUGUGGAUGCUGCGGGGAAGCUCGCCCGCCUUCAGCGACCAGGACAACCCAGCCUCCUUCAGCCCCCACCUCAUCACCAGGGUGCUAACGUUUUGCUACCUGCCAGCCCUGAAUUUCUGGCUGCUGCUGUGCCCAUGGCAGUUAAGUCAUGACUGGCAGAUGGGCACCGUGCCACUCGUGAACUCCUUUGCCGACUCAAGGAACCUCGCGUCCUUGGUUUUCUAUACCACCUUAGCGAUGAUAGUCUGCAGAGCUCUACAGACCUCGAAGGUAGGCGGGUAUGACGGCGGGCGGGUAACCCGCAUGGGUCUGGCGCUGCUGGUGCUGCCCUUCUUGCCCGCAACCAAUAUCUUCUUCAGGGUGGGCUUUGUCCUUGCUGAGAGGAUCCUAUACAUACCCAGGUGA
Messenger RNA from Hyalella azteca, 718 nucleotides. RefSeq names its product protein O-mannosyl-transferase TMTC1. The transcript is spliced from 5 exons. NCBI's taxonomy places the organism in Eukaryota, Metazoa, Arthropoda, Malacostraca, Amphipoda, Hyalellidae. Gene Ontology annotation, biological process: protein O-linked glycosylation via mannose. Gene Ontology annotation, molecular function: mannosyltransferase activity. Bases 143 to 718 code for a protein of 191 amino acids. The record is from RefSeq and is a predicted model, not a curated record.